Messenger RNA from Myxocyprinus asiaticus (Chinese sucker), 1435 nucleotides. RefSeq names its product urotensin 2 domain containing (gene uts2d). Gene Ontology annotation, cellular component: extracellular region. Bases 167 to 526 code for a protein of 119 amino acids. Gene Ontology annotation, biological process: regulation of blood pressure; blood vessel diameter maintenance. Lineage: Eukaryota; Metazoa; Chordata; Actinopteri; Cypriniformes; Catostomidae. The transcript has 6 exons. Gene Ontology annotation, molecular function: hormone activity. The record is from RefSeq and is a predicted model, not a curated record.
AUUAACUCUGCAAUGCGAUCCACUCUGAACAGCUGAAAGCCCGGCAGAUGUAAUGCACUGUCCGGAAUGACUUCACUCAGCCAGGUUUCUGUGAAGCACAAGGCAGCAGAGGUUGAAAAGUCCUUGUUUGUGCGGGAGCAGAUACCAGAAGCAUUUCCUCAGUGCCAUGGAAAGAGUAACCUCAGCAAGCUUUCUUCCACAACUUCUGGCUUUUUUACUAGUGAUUAGUACUCUCAGCAUUCGGACAAGAAGCCUUGCAAGUCCAGUCAGCCAAGUUUUCCAUUCAAAGGAUGAUUCAAAUAUCCAGAACCAGAUUGUGGCAUUUUUGCUAUGGAAAAACAUCAUGCCUGCCCAAGAGGAUGUAGUAGAACUCGAGUUGGCCAGCAAAAUCACAGAGCUGCAAAAGCUUGCAGUCCUAAAAGAGGAGUUAAAUCUAGAAAAGACGCUGGUGUCUAAUGCAAUAGAAAAAGAGAGAUCUAUGCCUAACAAAAGAGAUGAUGCCUGUUUCUGGAAAUACUGUGUUUGAAUAUCUUAAGGUGAAGGACCAGAACCGAGGAAAUCAGCGAAUUCAUCUACUUUCUGCUUUAAAGGGUUGGUUCACCCAAAAAUGAAAAAUUUUCUCAUCGUUUAUUCACCCUCAUGCCAACCCAGAUGUGUAUGACUUUCUUUCCUCUGCUGAACACAAACAAAGAUUUUAUGAAAAAUAUCUCAUCACAGUAGGUCCAUUCAAUGCAAGUGAAUGGUGGCUAGAACUUUGAAGCUCAAAAAGCACGUAAAGAAAACAUAAAAGUAAUCCAGUGGUUUAAUCCAUGUCCUCAGAAGCGAUAUGAUAGGUGUGGGUGAGAAACAGAUCAGUAUUUAAGUCUAUUUUUCCUAUAAAUUCUCCUCCCUGCCCAGUAGGGGGCGAUAUGCACAAAGAAUGCAAAUCACCAAAAACAAAAGAAGAAGAAUGUGAAAGUGAAAGUGGAGAUUUAUAGGAAAAAAGGACUUAAAUGUUGAUCUGUUUCACACCCAUGCUUAUCAUAGCUCUUCUGAAGAUAUGGAUUUAACCACUGGAAUCAGAUGGGUUACUUUUAUGCUGCCUUUAUGUACUUUUUGGAGCUUCAAAGUUCUGGCCACCAUUCCUUUUCAAUGUAUGAGCCUACAGAGCUGAAAUAUUCUGAAGAAGAAUUUUCAUUUCUGUUCAGCAGAAGAAAGAAAGUCAUACACAUCUGGGAUGGCAUGAGGGUGUGUAAAUGAAUUUUUUAUUUUUGGGUGAACUAUCCCUUUAAGAUUAGACAUAAAAAGAGCAGAAGACUUUUCCAAAUGGAAUUAUAUGUAUUAAUAAUGUUUCAUGAUAAUUAUGAUAAGUCAUAAUAUACACAUGGCCUCUGUACUGUUUGAAAAAAUAAAAUUAAUUUUAUUUGUAUGUCACAUCAAUAAAACAUCAAAUGAA